AUCAACUAACAACUGUAGAAGAAGGUUAGAAGAGGUUCGUGCCCUGUCACGACAAAUAUCUUCAAAUUUGACAAAGAUUUUAGAAUGGACAAGAAGAAAAGACCGUUUGACGUGACAGCGUCCUCGCUGGUGGACCUUAAAGCGGAGCUGUACAGAAAGCAGGAACAAUUUAAACAGCAAAGACUUGGCCAAGAAAGUGCUGGCACUGGACAUAAACCAAAACCCAUAGUUAAGAAGCCAAAUGUAUGGGUUAAGCAAAACUCUGGAGUUUCGGCAAGAGAUGAGAAAGAUGCAGAACAGCUUGCUGAGGAGCAGAGAACCUUGGAUAGUGCAAAGAGCAAGCUAGAGGAAAAAGCCAAACUCUAUGAACAGAUGACUAAAGGAAAUUUUCCAGAUGAAGAAACGGAGGGGUUGUACCUGGUGGAUUUUGCGCAAAAGAUUAUUGACAGAAAAAGAGAAACGCAAAUACAGAAGGAUGCUGACAGCGAGGAGGAGGAAAGAGCCAGAUUGUCCCCUGUUCCUCCUCCCCAGAACCCAGAUGAAGAAUGGGUGGACUUUGUGGAUGCUUUGGGACGAUCGCGAAGGUGUAUGAAGAAAGACUUGCCAGAUUUUAUGAAAAUGGACUACAACUUCAAAGGAACUGGAAAAGUCUCUGCUGACUUGCUGUCAGAGGAUAUGCGGAGAGAGCUGCAGAGGCAAGAGUGGGAGCGAGAAGAGGAGGAAGCCAUGAAGAAGCCCGUUGGACCCGUCCACUACGAGAACAUCAGGGCUCAAGAGGCUCGGGAGCUUGGCGUGGGCUACUUUGCCUUCUCUCACGAUGAGGAGGAUCGCAGAAAGCAGAGGGAGACUCUGGACAUGCUCAGGGACCAGACGACUGACCAGCGGAGCAAGAGAGAGCGACUGAAAGAGAAAAAGAAGGCCAUCCUACAGGCCCGGUUGGCCAAAAUAAAGCAGAGGAAACUAAAGGCAAAGGGGGGUGUGGCAGAGGAAGAGCAGCUCGAGGAGGAGAACGAAGAUGAGGACGUGACGGCACUCUCACCUCCGCCGCAUGAUCCACCAGAGGUCAGCAGAGUGAAAAAAGUGGAAGUGGAGAUUCAGGAAAGAAGGGACACCAAACCUGGAGUCCCUCAUGUCCGAGAGUGGGACAGAGGCAAAGAGUCCAUGUUCAGUGAGUGGAAAAGCCGGCGUCAGUCGGAGAGAGAGUCUGAGUUUGCACCUCCCUCCAUGUACUUUACCGACCAGAAGCGCCCUAGACCGGCAAAGACACAAAUACCUGAGAAGAAAAAUCCCGAAAUGUCCUUCUUGCGGACACAGGCCCCAGCUGUGAACACUGAAAACCAGGAUGAUGAAUCACGCACUCUCCCUGCAGCCGCCCCCACACAUCUUCCGCCACCACAAAAUCCCCCAGUCCAGCCGCAGCCUCCGCCACCAUGUUGCCCGCCAGUUUCCCCUGCCAAUCUCCAGUACCUCCCUCCUCCUUUUUACCCUCCAUUUACUCCUCCACACUUUAUAUGCCCACCUUACCCAUUUCCUCACUUCCCCGCCCACUACCAAAAUCAAUAUCCCCCUCAGUGUCCGCCUCCAAUGCCGAGCCAGUUCCAACCCCAGGUGCACCCUCAACCAAUUGUGACCAACCAGCCCCAGGUCCCCCCCCAACCCAGCGAGCCCAGCCAGCCUGAGCCAACUCCCAAAGCAACAGAACCCGAGCAGCCACCUAUAGCCCCCUCCCAAAGUUUGGACGACAUACUCUCCUUCUACAGGAACGCCACCUGAUACCUGUGUGGAUAAAAAAGGUAAUUUGUUAUUCAAAAAAAAAAAAAUCAACUGUCACAAACAUGAGGAGCAACAAUAUUUCCCUCAAAGGACAAUUAGCACACUUUACCCAAUGUGCCAUUUAGGGCCAUUGUGAAAUAUUACACUUGUGUGGUUUAAAGAUUUAAUAAAUAAGACAUAUUUGCUAUAA
Messenger RNA from Hippocampus zosterae (dwarf seahorse), 1963 nucleotides. It is a transcript of the gene ccdc174, whose product is annotated as coiled-coil domain containing 174. The transcript is spliced from 11 exons. The record is from RefSeq and is a predicted model, not a curated record. Gene Ontology annotation, cellular component: nucleus. Lineage: Eukaryota; Metazoa; Chordata; Actinopteri; Syngnathiformes; Syngnathidae. The coding region runs from base 85 to 1773 and encodes 562 amino acids.